CCUAGACCUCCCGCCCCGUGACCACCGGACCCCGCGGCCCGUGGGCAACCGUCCGCCCGUGACAACGUCCCCGCCCGUGACAACCUCCCUGCCUGUGACAACCAGACCCCGCAGCCCGUGACAACCUCCCGCUCCCCUCACACCAACGGCCAGAGCUCGAGGCGCUCCUCUCGUGGCAAAAUGACACCCCGCGGCCGUGACAACCGAUGCUCUUCCGUGGAGACACAAGAAAAUGCAGACGCGGGAAUCUAGUGCAAGACACAAAGUUAGACACAAAACCCUGGAGUAACUCAGCGGGAGUGAUUACUCCCUCCGCAAGUCACAAAGUGCUGGAGUAACUCGGCGGGCCAGGCAGCAUCCGUGAAGGGAAUGGAUAGACGCAUCACUCCCUGUGUCUUUGCAAUUCACUCCUCUCUUUCCCCCCCCCCCCCUAUCUGACAACCUUUUGUCUCCUUUUGGCCUCCAACCUUUGUCACCCACCUGCCAAUCACUACCCCUUACCUGUAUCCAACUGUCUGAAGAAGGGUUUCGGCCCGAAACGUUGCCUAUUUCCUUCGCUCCAUAGAUGCUGCUGCACCCGCUGAGUUUCUCCAGCAUUUUUGUGUACCUCCAACUAUCACUUGCCAGGCUUUUCCCCAUCCCCGCUUCUCUUUUCUAGAUAUAGAGGAAGGCUAUGCCAUUAGCCUGAAGAUAGGUCCGAACCCAAACUGUUGCCUGUCUAUUCCCUCCACAGAUGUUGCCUGGUCUGCUGAGUUCCUGCAGCCGUUUGUUAAGUCACAGUACUAAUAUUGAUGGUGUAGCUGGCAUCUGUCUCUUGAAGUGCAACCCUUCUUCACCAAUGAUGAAGUCCAUGGGAUCAAAUUGACAGUACAUCCUUAGCAACAAAAGAUGGGCUAGAUUGCACGAAUGCUCAGUAUGGGGAGGACAUGGGAAAAUCUAGUUAAUGUAGCCCAAAGAACAAAAUACAAGAUCAAGAACAAGGAGCUGAUUCACUGAAGGCGACUGGGGAGAGAUAAUUGGGCUGAUUUUCCCAACAUUCUCAUUUGUUUAACGUUUCCAGCAGCUAUUGUGUUCAUUCUCUCGCAGUACGGCAGAUUUCUUGCAUAUCCUGUUUUUUUAAUUCCAUCACAACUCUUGGUACAACACUGUCAUCUGCUGCCCAUAUGCUUCAGGUGCAGCAGCAACAGUCUUUAUAACCACAAUAUCUGGGUAACUCCUUGUGGCAUGACAUGAUGCUCUAGAUUGCAAAUGGACUUUAUACUCUUGUAACACAUGACAAUCGAGUGCAACUUGCAUCUAUUUACAGAAGCCAUCAUCCUGGGCUUUGAAAAGACAGCUGCACAAACAUGUGUUUCAACACUGAACCUUUGGACCAAGUGUGUGUCCAUACUGUGACAAACAAUAACAUUACGAACAAAAGCAAUUACAGGAAUUUUGAGUAUGGAGUCCUCCAGGACCGGGUCUUGAACACAUAUCGACUGAUGCACACUUACCAGACAGUGGAGUUUGUGAAGAGAAAGAUCUCUCGGUGGGUCCCAUGUUUACAGGCUGAAAUGACGGUGAUGGAGGCUCUUCAGGCGCUCGACCAUUUGGUGGAUGAAUCUGAUCCCGAUGUGGAUUUUCCAAACUCAUUCCAUGCCUACCAAACUGCAGAGGGAAUCAGAAAUGUUCAUCGCAGCCUAGACUGGCUGCACCUUGUUGGACUGCUACAUGAUAUCGGGAAAAUCCUCUCAAUCUGGGGGGAGCCGCAGUGGUGUGUGGUCGGAGACACUUACCCAGUCGGCUGUCGGUUUCAAGAAUCCAUCGUUUACAGGAACAACACAUUCGCAGAUAAUCCAGAUCUCAAGGACGCAAGAUACAGCUCGCUCUGUGGGAUUUAUGAGCCUAACUGUGGUUUGGAAAAAGUGAUGAUGUCUUGGGGGCAUGAUGAGUAUCUGUAUAAUGUGCUGAAAACUAAUGGAUGCAAACUUCCCGAAGAGGGACUGUACAUGAUCCGCUACCAUUCGUUCUAUCCCUGGCACACGAAGGGAGAUUACAUGCACCUCUGUAACCACAAAGACCUGAACAUGCUGCAGUGGGUUAAAGAAUUCAACAAGUUUGAUCUGUAUACCAAGAACGAGGAUUUACCCGACAUAAAGAAGCUACAGCCCUAUUAUCAACAACUGAUUGACAAAUAUUGUCCUGGGAAAUUGCGUUGGUAACCAGAGGGACAUUGUUUACCCCAAAGCAACACCUCAAUCUUGGACAAAUAAUGUCCUUCAGAACUGGGACAAUUUCAGGAAAAGUUCACAACUGAUCAAAAUUUCCAAGAAACAUUUGUUUUGAAUUUGCAAUUUAUCUGGAUGAUCUCCAUUAGCUCUCUGCUUAAAAUAUCACCCAGGUUUCUAAAUUGUAAGCUCACCCUGUCAUUUAGUUUUCACUGUUGUUUUAUGCAGCAGUAACUCACACUGUGACAACAAGUGUGUUGCCUCUCUAAACGCAAAGCUGACACACAGCUCCUACUGAUAUUUGUGGCCCGAGAAUACUUUGGAAAAAGGAACAACCUUAAAAUUAAAUUGUAUUUCUGCUGGAUUAAAAUGAAAUUUCAGAUUAUUUAAAAAUUCUGAAUUUUAUUGGUUGCAGUGGGAAUGAAAGUGUAUACAAACUUUGGGGAAAUGCAACCCACUAUGCUGUACACAAAUACUAAAUAUACAGGACAGACAACUGUUUAGUCAUAAAAUUACUGUUACCUUCUGGUACAAGCUGGGAACAAAAGAGUCAAGGGGUAUUUUGGAUACCCAAGACGUACAGGUUUCUAGGCCAAUUGGCUUGGUAAAACUGCAAAUUGUCCCAAGUGUGUGUAGGAUAGUGUUAAUGUGCGGGGAUUGCUAGGCGACAAGGUUUCGGUGGGCCAAAGGACCUGUUUCUGUGCUGUAUCUCUAAACUAAUCUCAAAGGCACAGACAAUGAGUUCCUAUGAUUACACUUUAGAUAUGAAUGCAGUUAAUUGAGUUGUUUAAAUUGAGAAGAAGUUCAACCAGACAAUAGGGCUGCUGGUGAAGGAAGAUUAGUUGGGGAAGGGGUAGAACCUUAGGCCAUCCAGUUAUUUUUAUUCUGGAUUUGCAGCACUUUAAGUGAUGGGAAGAUCGCGUUUUCCAAAGAGCAAAUGUCUUAACAGAAUUCCAUUUGAUUUGAAUCAGAUUGUUACUAAAACACCCGUCAGUCUAGUAAUGAAGGUUACAUUGCACCUGAGAAAUGUUGAAGUGCCAUUCCGUCACUCACCCCCAGAGGACACAAGUUGUUGCAACUUUCAUUCAUCUCCUGAGGCUGCAAGGAUAUACAUCCAUUUAUUGAGCCCUGGGAAUACCAAUGAUUAGUUUUCACCAUAGGCAUUGUCUGAUGGAGAAAGUGGGCCAUUGGUACCAUGCAUGCCUAGUAUUGUCUCAGCUCUCUGUGAAUGAGAGGAGAGCAUAUGCAAUAAAAUGUGAAGUUUAAAAUUGAAAACGGCAUCUUCAAUCAGUUGAUCAACGACACUUAGUACAAACGUGAAGGGCAUCUAAACUAUCACCAUCAUUCACACCCUCUACCAUCAGUGUACUGUGGUAACAAUGUUUAUUGUCUACCAGCUGAUGAGCAACAAACGACAGCUGCUUCAGCAGCAUCGCACAAACCCAUAACUUCGACAAGUUGGGGAAAAAAAAAAGAAAGAAAAAAAAAUUAGGCCUGCA
This is a messenger RNA of Leucoraja erinaceus (little skate), 3706 nucleotides long. It is a transcript of the gene miox, whose product is annotated as myo-inositol oxygenase. The coding region runs from base 1347 to 2201 and encodes 284 amino acids. The transcript is spliced from 12 exons. NCBI's taxonomy places the organism in Eukaryota, Metazoa, Chordata, Chondrichthyes, Rajiformes, Rajidae. Gene Ontology annotation, biological process: inositol catabolic process. Gene Ontology annotation, molecular function: inositol oxygenase activity; iron ion binding. The record is from RefSeq and is a predicted model, not a curated record. Gene Ontology annotation, cellular component: cytoplasm.